CCCCCUCCUCCUUCCCCCUCUCGGCUCUCUCGAGAGGCGAGGCCCCCGGGCGGGAUGGAGAGCGGGACUGCCGCCGUCGCUCAGUGUCGAUUCAUCGCAUCGGCCUCGGGCUGUUCCAGGAUGGCGUCCCCCCUCCACUGAUUUUUCCGGGGACAAAUAGUUGCCCCUUGCCCCUUGCCCCACCCCGUUUGCACGUAAUAUACGUUGCAAAAACAAAACAAAAGGCCUGGCCGAGCGCACGGAGUUAGAGUUGAAGCCGCGCGGGGCCUUGGUAUGAGAGGCGGGGAGCGGCUUUAGUAGAGCCGGAGGUGCGAGCACAGAGGAGUGGAGACUGCAGGAUGAAGAGGAGAGCAGCAGACAGAGGAGCUGGUGAAUCCUCAGCACGAUCCAAGGCUCUUUGUACAGGGAUCUCUGGAAGCAACAGCAAGAGGGCUGGCCCAUUCAUCUUGGGUCCUCGUUUGGGAAAUUCGCCUGUACAGAGCAUUGUUCAAUGUUUGGCGAGAAAAGAUGGAACAGAUGACUUCUAUCAAUUAAAAAUUCUCACACUUGAAGAUAGAGGUGAGAGAAUGGAAACUCAGGAAGAAAGGCAAGGAAAGAUGCUUUUGCAUACAGAAUAUUCACUCCUGUCCUUGCUUCCCAAUCAAGAUGGAGUGGUGCAUCACCACGGCCUCUUUCAGGAUAGGGCUGUUGUAGAAGAGUUUGAAUCCAGCAAGCUUGUACGGAGGAUGAAGAAAAGGAUCUGUUUAGUUCUGGACUGCCUCUGUGCCCAUGACUUUAGUGACAAAACUGCAGAUCUCAUCAAUCUACAACAUUAUGUUAUCAAAGAGAAGAGACUCAGUGAGCGUGAAACAAUUGCAAUAUUCUAUGAUGUGGUACGGGUAGUGGAAGCUUUACAUAAGAAGAACAUUGUGCACAGGGACCUGAAGCUGGGGAACAUGGUGCUAAAUAAAAGGACCCACAGAAUCACCAUCACUAACUUCUGCCUUGGAAAGCAUCUAGUUAGUGAGGAUGAUUUACUGAAAGAUCAGCGGGGGAGCCCUGCCUACAUCAGCCCUGAUGUACUGAGUGGCCGACCAUACAGGGGCAAACCCAGUGACAUGUGGGCACUUGGUGUGGUGCUCUUCACCAUGCUUUAUGGACAGUUCCCGUUUUAUGACAGCAUACCUCAGGAGCUUUUCAGGAAAAUCAAAGCAGCAGAAUACACCAUCCCAGAGGACUGCCGUGUAUCAGAAAACACAGUUUGUUUAAUCCGAAAACUGUUGCUUCUGGACCCACAGCAAAGGCUGACAGCUACCGAAGUGCUGGAUUCUCUGAGUUCCAUCAUAGCUACCUGGCAGUCUCUUUCGUCACUUAGUGGUCCUUUGCAGGUGGUGCCAGAUAUCGAUGACCAAGUCAACAAUCCGGAAAUCUUACAGGAGGCAAAAGUCACAGAAGAGUCCUCACAAUAUGAGUUUGAAAACUACAUGCGGCAGCAGCUGAUGCUGGCUGAGGGAAACACUAUGCAUGAAGUGAAGAGUUUUGCACACAAGCGCCAGUUCAGCAACAUCCCGCCGGUGCGGCGACUGGGCCAUGACGCUCAGCCCAUAAAUCCUCUCGAUGCAGCAAUCCUUGCUCAGCGCUACUUGCGGAAAUGAAGGCUGGAAACAGCAUCUGAAGCUCCACAAGCCAAGUUCACAGCACAGUAAUACUCAUUAUGCCACGUAGUACUGAUCCUGAGCAAUACAGUAUUCUGUGACAGAUAUGUAGCAUUGGAUGGAGUCUCUUCAAAAGCAUAACUGUGUUGUUUUAAAGAGACAGCUGAAGACGGCUUUUUUUAUAUAUCAAUAUAAAGAAAGGACAGUAUUGCAACAUCGUCUGGGGCAGUAGUAGAUGUUUAGUUUUUACUUUAUAUAAUCUACCUCUUUCUUCAUUGAACCAAGACAUUCUCAGAACUGUAGAUUGAGAGACAGGGCUGAGUUUUUUGUCCUAUGUUGUGACUCUGAAAACGACUUGUACUGCAAGAGAUUUUGAGAGCAUUAAGAAAUGGGUGUGUUCAUCGCUGUGGAGUCCCUUUUGCCUGCAUUAGCGCCAAAUAAUAGUGUAAAAUGUAGGUUGUUGGGGUUAUAUUUUUUCUUCCCCUUUUGUGAAAAUUUUUCUUGCAGAAUUCAGUGAGGUACAUUGUGUCCAAAAAAAAAGGAAAAUGUGAAGGAAAGAAAACCAAUAUGAUCCCCAGAUACAUUGUUUUUACUGUGUCUAAGAGCAAAGAUCACUUUAGCUGGCCUUUCCCAUCUUUUUUGUGAUUUUUAUUUUUAUUUUGUAGUUUAAAAGCUCUUAGCUUGGAGGUUGAAUUAAAAAAAAAUCUUAGGACGUACUUCAAUAGUUGUUUGUGAUCCAGGGCCACUGGAAUUUGUGAAGUUCACUGAGCUGCAGAAACUGUUAGAACACUAAAGAACAGUUGGGUGUGUCACAUUUUUAUUUAACAAGCUCAGGGAGAACAUUCACUGUUGCCGCUAGUAUUUUGUUAAAGCAUUCAAUGUGUGAGAUACCAACAAGUGUGGCUGUGUGGGAGUUUCAACACCCAGUGGUGGUUCUGUCCUUGCAUGCCUCACUUUUGAGUGGAGGGAGGGUUUGAAUUUUAUAGCACAGGUGGUUGCAGACCUCACUUAUGGGAGUGACUUGAGAUGAAUUGGUUAUCACGCGUUCAAAUAUGCUGACAGAAGUGUAGUUUGGUUUGAUUACCAGUAGGCCUGAUGACAACAAUGACACUGCAGUGAUUCUGAGCAUUUGGUGAGUUCAUUAACCCCUUCAGUUCUUAUUUCACUGCACUAAGUGAUUUGCAAAUGUAAAAUGUUCAUCAACCGUGACGUUGACCAAAUGGUCAAUGAUGAAAGAAGCCUUGGUUUGAUUGAACAUUGUACAGAUUAUGUACUGCUACUUACCAUCUUGUAUCAUACCUGCCUCUCCCUUUGGGCAGGAUGCAUUUUCUCUCUGGCUGCCAUGGACUAGUUGAUUUACACUUUCAUAAGUGACCACUAGGGGUUGCACGAUGAUGGCCAUGGUCAGCCAUUUCUCUCUAUCUUACAAUGCCUUGGGAAAUGGUUCGUAUACUGCUUAUCACCUCAUCCAGUUAGUCUGGCUCGGGUAAAAUACUCCCAGCCUUGAAGAGCUGUGAAUGUAUCAGCUCACUCCAUGAUCUGGCAUUAUGCUGGGCUAACAUUAUCUGACCUUUUAAGACUUGUCUUAGCUUGCUGUCAGCUCCAGAAGAGUAACUGGUGAAGAAUAUACAUUGACCCUUUUAGCUGGGGCAGUAGACCUUGAUCUACUCAGUACUGUCAUUUUCCCACCACUUUCGAAUGACUGCAGAGACUGCUAAAUCUUACCCCAAUCCUUCAAAGACUGAGAACCAGAUGCUGUCCUCCUGUUAAUCCAAGCUUCUGGCAAUCCUUUUAAAGGCUGGGUCUUGGGAAUGUCAUUUAACUGUAGCACAAAUCACUUAUGCCAGCCAGAUGUUGCCUAUGUGACUUUAGUAUGACAUUGGAUUCUUUUCACCCUAAUUUUAAUGAUGGAAGGGUAAAAUGAUUCAAAGGUGGUCUGCAGUAACAGAGCUUGGUGUACAUAUUUAUUUUUCUGUGGUGGCUUUCCAACUCCAUUGGGUUUCCUCAAUAUUGCUGAGACUUUCAGUUAGUAUUAAAACCAGUAAUAAAUGCCUGUCUUGCCUGAGUAUAUUUAACCUGUGAAAAUAUACAAGGAAUCAAGCUGAUUCAAAUCAUUUUAGUUUCAAUUUAACAUUAAAUGAGGGAAGGUUUGGUCCCUCAAAUGACAGGAGGUUGUACAUAGAAAUCUCCACCAUUCAGGGAUGAUCACAAGUGAUCUCUGGUCGAUGUGACCUUGUAGAUUCAUGUUUUGGAUUGGGGCGGGGUGGGGUGAGUGGAGAAAUGCUGUGAUGCGGCCAAAGGGUCUAUUUAUUAAAUACCAUGUGUUCCUCAUAAAGCUUUUAUACUGUGUGAUUGGGUAAACCAGUUCAUUGCUCGGGACAGGGAGUGGGUGAAGAUUGGCCUUGCAUUGAUGAUUUGUAACAUUCUGAAGAUCUUUGGGUCCUCAUGGAGUUUAAUGUUGUGGGGCUAGUGUGUAGACUGACUGUUGGGACAAUCUGUAAAGCCAUAAUGUUAUCAGGCAGCAGGUGAGACACACGGAUACAGGAGUGAAGUACUGAAAUCCUGUAUUGUAAAAGUUGACUUGGAUUAGUGAGGCAAGUUUUCAUGGAGAUCUCACAUGUCCUUUCAGUGCCUCACUAACAUGAGUUUGAAGAGGCCCUGCUUCCACCAUGAAUUGGAGGCAGCUUAGAUAAGCGAACAUAUCCAAUUUUGAGUGUGGUAUGUUAAUGAAUUUAAGUGGAAAACAAAGUAGCAGUUUGUGAUAAGACUCAAGUAUGGAUGCAAUAAAGUAUAGAAGGUCUUAAAAAUAUAUAUGUAAGUAAAUACAUUUUAUGAAAUGGUCUCUGAAGGCCAAAGUAGCUUAUAAAGGUGCAACAGGAGGGUGAUUGAAGAAAUGGUGCCCACUUUUGCUGGCCAGCUUAGACUGGAUCUUGAAGCUGGUUUGAUGUUGAUCAAGUGAUGCUCAAGUUGAGGCCUUGACCCAUGAGCUUUGCACUCCUUGAUCCUUAAUGUAAUAAUCUAGUUGAAGACUUGCAUUUUGGAAUUAGAGGCUGUAUUUCUCACUGGCUUUAACUACAGUUCUCAGGAUCCAUAAAAAUUUAGUUUCUGGACACCUGUCAGCACUGUGGAAUUAAACUUCUUGUAAUAGGUAGUAUCAGUGGUGAGAGAACUGUGUGCCUGCCACUGAGGACACGUUGGUGCUGUAAGGAAUGAAGGGUUUCACCAAAGACCUCUCGCUGCUGCUAUUGGGCCUUGGCUAUUGCUUAUCCAAAAAUAACUCCUUCAGGGAGUGCUGAGCCCACUUGUAGAGAUCAGCAGAAAAGCAGCCCUAUCACUUGUUGCAUUAUUAUUCACAGAGCAACUAGGAAAAACCCAGCCAAAAAAACCUUUGGAUUUUACAACAUGGACUGUUUCUUCAACUCUUCAUUCACUGAGUUCUCUGAGCCUUACUCCAGUCUGGCUGCUCCAGUUACCUUUUUUUUGUAAUAACUUGUAUAUAAUUUCUAAUAACUUCAAUUCAGUGAAGACAUGUAAAGUCACGUAAAGUAUUACCGUUUGUCACAAUUAGAAGCUGUGGCUUUUUACUUCAUCCUGGGGAAUCUAUCAUGCAAGUUUUUUUUUGUUUCCUCUAAUUAUGUCUUUAUGGUAAAAGUGAUUAUCUAAUCAGACUGGAAUAAUGCAGCAGCCCAUGCACGUCAGUUAUUUGUGUGUUUGAGCUGCCUCUGGGUGUACCCAUUGAAGUACGUUGUAUGAGACGUCAGUAGAAAGGAAUCGUGAUCAUUGUAUACAAAUUUGUAUAAAUAAAGAUGACAUAUUUUUGUACUUCAUUUAAAAUCUACUUGCAUGUCAGCAAUAAAUUUCAUACUGUAGAGACA
Molecule: messenger RNA, 5509 nt
Organism: Carcharodon carcharias (great white shark)
Lineage: Eukaryota; Metazoa; Chordata; Chondrichthyes; Lamniformes; Lamnidae
Gene: stk40
Product: serine/threonine kinase 40
Exons: 11
Coding region: 339-1634 (431 amino acids)
Biological process (GO): protein phosphorylation
Molecular function (GO): protein kinase activity; ATP binding
Source: RefSeq, a predicted model, not a curated record